Molecule: messenger RNA, 876 nt
Organism: Linum tenue
Lineage: Eukaryota; Viridiplantae; Streptophyta; Magnoliopsida; Malpighiales; Linaceae
Source: the annotation of a GenBank genome assembly
AUGAAGCGACAAGGAAGUAUUUUACCCGGUAAAUCUCGUGUUUAUCGCCAAUGGGAUUCACAGAUGGACAAGAUAUUAAGUCGAGUGUUACUGGAUCAAAUAGUUCAAGGGAAUAAGGGUGAUGGAGACUGGAAGACGCAAGCAUACCAAGCGGUUGUGGAUCAACUUCGCACUGACUUGGCAAUCAAUGUGACUAGAGAUAAUGUCAAGAACCGACUUCGGGCAUGGAAGAAACGCUAUGCAGUGAUAGCUGAUAUUCAAAAGCGAAGCGGAUUGAGCUUUUGGGAUGAAGAUAAGAAGAUGAUCGUAGUUACAGCUGAUAAUAUGAGUGAUUGGCAAUCUUAUUGCAAUGAUCACCCUGAUGCACGUUCUUAUGCGAACACAUACAUCGAGAAUUGGGAUGAUCUAGUCUUGUUGUGUGCAAGAGAUAGAGCUGUGGGAGAUGGGGCAGAGCAUUAUUCAGAGGCUAAUGCAUCCAUGGCUGAUGAAGAUGACAUGGAGGACGUCGGAUCAGCGUCUACUUUUGGCAACUCAAGUGCACAUGGCUCAAAAUCUCAAGGGAAGAAGUCUAUUGGCGAAGUCAGUUCAGAAUCGCGAAAGAGAGCUAAGAAGGAUAGUCAAGUUGGGGAUGCAUUGUAUAUGGUAGCUAACUCAUUAAGUAGCUACUUGCAAAGUAAGAAGAAGGAAGAAGAACCCAGGUAUACAGGGAAAGAGAUCUAUGAUGUGAUAUGCGAGAUACCGGGGUUGACGCAUUUGGAGGUUGCCAAAGCCGCGAUGAAGUACCGAUCUGGUGAUCCUGAGCAGUUCAAGUUGCUGCUGGAAAUUCCAAAGGAAGAUAGAAGAAUCUUUGUUGAGUGUUUUCUUGGUGAGCCUUAG